AUGAAAUCAGUGAGAGAGAGAUCGAGACCAGGCCAAGGACCGAGGGAGCUUGCAGGCGGCAGGUUGCUGCUGCUGCUGACGGCGGCGGAUGAUAAAAAUCGGAGAGGAGACCGGGACCAAACCUUCGACUGGCUUGCAAGCGGCGGAUUGCUUCAGUCGGCGACCUCACCGGAAAUCAAGCACGGAGAAAGUCAUCUGCCUGAGCUUGAGACUCUGCCGGCGUAUCCAAUCUUCGUCGACUAG
Messenger RNA from Linum trigynum, 243 nucleotides. The record is from the annotation of a GenBank genome assembly. Lineage: Eukaryota; Viridiplantae; Streptophyta; Magnoliopsida; Malpighiales; Linaceae.